Messenger RNA from Cynara cardunculus var. scolymus (artichoke), 842 nucleotides. Its product is annotated as photosystem II core complex proteins psbY, chloroplastic-like. Gene Ontology annotation, biological process: photosynthesis; cell redox homeostasis. The record is from RefSeq and is a predicted model, not a curated record. Gene Ontology annotation, cellular component: chloroplast thylakoid; membrane; photosystem II. Gene Ontology annotation, molecular function: manganese ion binding. The transcript has a single exon. Lineage: Eukaryota; Viridiplantae; Streptophyta; Magnoliopsida; Asterales; Asteraceae. The coding region runs from base 169 to 741 and encodes 190 amino acids.
CUUAUUCGGAUAAGACCACAAUCUUGAAUACACUAACCCCAUUGGUUCUCACUUCCUAUAUGCCCAAUUUCACCCAUCUCCCCUUUUCUGUCUCACCACAAAAUUCCAUCUUCAACCACCACCAAUCGCCAUCCACCACCACCACCACCACCACCACCACCACCUCCAAUGGCAGCCACACUAUCCACCACCAUGGCAAUGCUUAAUGCCAAGUGCAUCAAGCCCUUAAAGCCAAUCCCCACCAAACAAAUCUCCAUCCUCGCCGUCCAAAACCUUCCCAAAUCUCUCACCACCUCAAAACCCGCCACCAUCUCCAUCGCGGGAACCGCCAUCGCCGGAGCAAUCUUCUCCACCUUGAGCUCAUGUGACCCUGCUUUUGCAGCCCAGCAAAUUGCAGACAUCGCGGAAGGAGACAACCGCGGAAUCGCGCUUUUGUUGCCGCUGGUUCCGGCCAUUGCUUGGGUGUUGUACAACAUUUUUCAACCUGCGGUUAACCAGAUCAACAGGAUGAGGACGAAAGGAGUGGUGGUUGGGCUUGGGAUUGGUGGUGGUUUGGCAACAUCAUCUGGGCUGUUUGCGACACCAGAGGCGGCAGCCGGCGAAAUCGCGGCGGUAGCCGAGGCGGCUGCUAAUGACAACAGAGGGCAGCUUCUGUUAAUCGUGAUCGCACCUGCUAUUCUUUGGGUGCUCUACAACAUACUACAGCCUGCUCUUAACCAGAUCAACAAAAUGAGAAAUUAAUUAGUGAUAUAUAAAUUGGGUACAUUGAACUUGUAAUCUUGUAAUUGUGUUCCUUAUUAAUGAACUUCUCUUGGAAUAUAUAUAUAUAUUGUCUUUUAGCC